UGUGUGUUUAGAGUCAGUUUGUUGGAGGUUAAAGCUGGUUGAAGGAUGUUUCGCAGUGAGGAGAUGUGUCUGGUGCAGCUUUUCUUCCAGACUGAAUCUGCACAUACCUGCAUUCACCAGCUGGGCCUGCUGGGACUUGCCCAGUUUAGAGAUCUGAAUCCAGGUACAGCGGCCUUUCAGAGGAAGUUUGUGAAGGAGGUGAAGCGAUGUGAGGAGAUGGAGAGAAUUCUGCGGUUUCUGGAAGCUGAAAUGGCUCGGUGUGCUAUUCCAGUGUCGGCGGUGGUGGACAGUGGGGGAGUCACCUGUCCCCGAGAACUGCUGGAGCUGGAGUGUAAGAUUAGAAAGCUGGAGGAGGAGCUGAAAGAGAUCAACUGUAACCACGAUGCUUUAAAGCGAAACUUUACAGAGCUGCUGGAGAUCAGCUCUCUGCUCAAAGCAUCCAGAGACUUCUUUGAGGAGGCAGAGUCCCAGUUAUCUUCUUCUGAGCUACCAUCUGAAGAUUCUGUCUCUAUAGCCACCAUCCGCAGGAACAGCAGUGCCAGCACCAGUGGACCACAAAAACUGGGGUUUAUUGCUGGAGUUAUUAAACAGGACCGAUUCCCUGCCUUUGAGAAAGUCCUGUGGCGUCUUUUUCAUGAAAACUUUAUCUUGCGGCAUGCUGAGAUUCAAGACACAGAGCAGCAGACGGAGAACACAAUGGUGAAGAAAGAUGCAUUUGUUAUUUUUGUCCAAGGUGAUCAGGUGCAGGGAAAAAUAAAGAAAAUCUGUGAUGGUUUUCGUGCGAGUUUAUACCCAUGCCCCAAUACCCUCAGCGCACGAGAGCAGAUGAGGAUGAGCGUACACAUUCGCAUUGAGGAUUUGCGCAUGAUUUUGAGGAGAACAGAGGAGUUCAGAGCCACGGUUUUAACCAAAGCAGCCACCAGCAUUCAGCACUGGGUCAAUAAAGUGAAGAAAAUGAAAGCCAUCUAUUACACACUCAACCUGUGUAACAUUGACAUCACUCAGAAGCUCAUAGUUGCAGAGAUCUGGUGUCCAGUAUCAGAUUUAAACUCUGUCCAGAAUGCACUGAUCAAGGGCUCUGAGCAGAGUGGUUCCAGUGUCAGUCCUAUCCUAAAUCGAAUCCACACCCAGCACACUCCCCCUACCUUCAACAGGACCAAUGUGUUCACUAAAGGAUUUCAGACCAUUGUUGAUGCUUAUGGAGUCAGCAACUAUCGCGAGGUUAAUCCAACUCCUUACACAAUCAUAACAUUCCCCUUCCUGUUUGCGGUAAUGUUUGGAGACUGUGGGCACGGGCUGGUACUGACCCUGCUGGCAGUUUGGGUGAUAGUGCAGCAGAAGAAGUUGAGCUGCUGCAGGAGUGAGUUUGUAGUUGUUCUGGUGGAGGGGCGCUUCAUCAUCCUGCUAAUGGGUCUGUUCUCCAUCUACACUGGACUGAUCUACAAUGAUUGUUUCUCCAAGUCCUUCAGCAUCUACGGCUCAUCCUGGAGUGUCCGUCACAUGUUCCAGCCCAGUGGACCCUGGAGCAAUGAAACUCUCCACAGCUCUGGUCAUCUCACUCUAGACCCUGCAGUUCCCAGAGUUUACUCAGGUUCUCCGUACAUGCUCGGUAUUGAUCCGGUGUGGAAUAUUGCUUCCAAUAAGCUUUCUUUUCUCAAUUCAUACAAGAUGAAGAUGUCUGUGAUUUUGGGGGUCAGUCACAUGCUCUUUGGGACAACUCUCAGUUUAGUGAACUACAUACAUUUCAGAAAUUUCCAAAACAUCCUGCUGCGCUUUAUCCCUGAGCUGGUCUUUAUGCUUUCUUUAUUUGGAUAUCUGAUCUUCCUCAUCGUCUUUAAGUGGUGUGUUCAACUGCGGUCAGAAACUGCCCCCAGCAUCCUCCUGAUGUUCAUCAACAUGAUGCUCUUCAGCUAUCAAUCCAGCGAUGUAUUCCUCUACAGUGAACAGAAAGCUGUGCAGACGUUCCUAGUCCUCCAGGCUCUCCUCAUGGUGCCUGUGAUGCUGCUGGUAAAGCCACUGCUGAUUUACAGACAGAGGAUUAAGCUUAGGCUGCAGGAGAGCAUGGGUGAUAUUUUUGCUUAUCAGGCCAUUUACACUAUAGAGCACUGCCUGGGAUGCAUCUCCAAUACAGCCUCCUACCUGCGCCUGUGGGCCCUAAGCCUCGCACAUGCGGAGCUUUCAGAAGUGCUAUGGCGGAUGCUGCUGCGGGGUGGUUUGAGAUGUACCCCCGGUUUGGGGGCAGUACUGCUGGCGCUGGUGCUUUGCUGCUUCGCUCUGCUGACGGUUGCUGUGCUGAUUGUUAUGGAAGGGCUCUCAGCUUUUCUCCAUGCUUUACGCCUGCACUGGGUUGAAUUUCAGAACAAGUUUUAUCAGGGAGCUGGUUUCAAGUUCACUCCAUUAUCCUUCACCAGCUUGCUGAAAACACAGCCAUGAUACAGGUUAUAUUAGACUGUAGUGAGUAGAAGCUGUUACACUGUUCUACAUUUACACUGUUUUCACUGAAGCAAUUUAUUUGCACUUAAACUACACGGACACUUAAUUAACUAUUCAAGGAGUCCGUAGAUGUCCGGUUUAGACAAAACAAAGUUUACAUGGUAAGGUGGAAUCAAACAUAUUACACAGGAGAUCGUAAUAGUAAUAAAUUAUACAGUGGGUUCUGUGGGGAGUUUGACAUGAAAGGAAAUACAUGUUGUUUAUUACCUCUAUCUAUGUGACAGUUUCAUUUUACUGUAUAUAAAUAUACCCCAACAGGCUUAUACAAACCCUAACAACCCCAGUAGCCCCAAAUGAGCCCUACCAGCCCCAGUAUAUACCUCAGUUGCAUUGCCAUGCAAAACAAUCUCAAAAACUAACCUCAACACCCCUCAAAACAAAUUGCAGCAGCUCUAAAGCAACCUAUAAUCUCUUUCAAAAGUAAUUUUGCACUUCUUACUCUUAAGCCAAAAAAUGUAUUUUACAGUGACUUUUAAUUUUUUUUUUCCCUUUUGUUUUUGUUAUCCUUUUAGUUGGAAAGUAACAGUAACAACUUAAAAGAAUAAGCCUGAAUUACAUUUGUAUGUCAUAAUUAAAGGAAUGUACAGAUUUUAAACAUGUUAUACAGAUAAAACUUAAAUUAUACAACACAUUUAAUCUUUGUUCUGUGUUUAUGUCUAUGCUCUCUAAAUUAUAUAAAUCAAAGGGACUUUGGACAACAGGUACAGUUAAAAAUAAAGGAGUGUACUUGCA
Messenger RNA from Astyanax mexicanus (Mexican tetra), 3225 nucleotides. Its product is annotated as V-type proton ATPase 116 kDa subunit a 1. Gene Ontology annotation, cellular component: vacuolar proton-transporting V-type ATPase, V0 domain; vacuolar proton-transporting V-type ATPase complex; plasma membrane. Bases 46 to 2433 code for a protein of 795 amino acids. Lineage: Eukaryota; Metazoa; Chordata; Actinopteri; Characiformes; Acestrorhamphidae. The transcript has 19 exons. Gene Ontology annotation, biological process: proton transmembrane transport; vacuolar acidification. The record is from RefSeq and is a predicted model, not a curated record. Gene Ontology annotation, molecular function: ATPase binding; proton-transporting ATPase activity, rotational mechanism.